AUGGGCCAGAUUGAGAAGGGCGGUAUGAGGGUGAGACUUGGCGUUGGUGUUUUGAAACAUCAAAGAUGGACAGGGUUUUCGCGGAGGUCACUCCUCAGAUAUCUUCACAACUACAGGUCGGGGAUCUUCCAAAAUCGAGAAGAUUGGUGCAUAUGGCUAGGUCACUUCACCUUACAAUUUGUAUGGCACUCUGGCCCGGGGUUGUGGAGCUUCGAACAACGUCCGGUUCACAUUUGGCUGGAUAACUCCACCACCACACAGGGUAUGCGGUCGGCGAUGAGGUCAGAAUGCUCGUAUGAUCGAGGGCUUUUCAAUGAAUCUAUCGGCGGGUUCUUAUUCGAAAAAUCGAGCGAGUUCGUGGUGAAGCGGUUGAGUUAG
This is a messenger RNA of Blastomyces dermatitidis ER-3, 378 nucleotides long. RefSeq lists its product as uncharacterized. The record is from RefSeq and is a predicted model, not a curated record. The coding region runs from base 1 to 378 and encodes 125 amino acids. The transcript is spliced from 2 exons. NCBI's taxonomy places the organism in Eukaryota, Fungi, Ascomycota, Eurotiomycetes, Onygenales, Ajellomycetaceae.